Messenger RNA from Chenopodium quinoa (quinoa), 1287 nucleotides. RefSeq names its product protein PRD1-like. Bases 8 to 1171 code for a protein of 387 amino acids. The transcript has 3 exons. Gene Ontology annotation, biological process: meiotic DNA double-strand break formation. Lineage: Eukaryota; Viridiplantae; Streptophyta; Magnoliopsida; Caryophyllales; Amaranthaceae. The record is from RefSeq and is a predicted model, not a curated record.
UUCCUCCAUGAGGGCUAAUGGAUGGACAGAAGAGCAUCUAUUAGUACUCGGUGUCCUUUCAUUAGUUUUGUAUCAUUCCACUCAGGGUGUGCUCGUAGAAACUGCAAAAUUCAUACUUCUGAAUUCUUCUUUAGCCUCCCUGAUACGAGCCACAGUCGAUGGACUUUUGGCAAAUGGAUCUGCUUCAAUUGAGCAAGAAGAGGAAUCAGACACCGAGCACACCUUAGUUUUUCUGCUGUUAUUUGUCCACUUUUACCUAAAAAGUUUGCAAGCUGUUCUACCAGGAAGCGUGGACUGGCAAAAUUUCUUCGAUUUACCAGAAGGGACAUGUGCAUUUCCUGCAGUUGGAAUUUCUUGCCAGGAUAUAUGCAGGUUCCUGCACUUCGGUUCAUCCCUGGUAAAAUUAAUUGCCUCACAUUGCCUGUUCGAGUUAUUGAGUGGGAUCACAGAUCAGCAGAAUGGAUUGAAAUGCACCAAGGGGUAUUUACGGUCCAUAGUUGCUGUAUUAGAAGGCCUUAUUUUUCACUGUGAUCAUCGAAUUGCCCUGAACUCUAGCCUCUGUUUAUCAAUGAUCUUCAGCUGGGAAGUACCCAGUACGUAUCAUACAUGCUUAAAUAGAAACAGCAGCUGGUGCAGGAUGAUUGUGGAGGAGUUAGCAAGAUCUUUGGCUGCGCCAUCUUCAGUAUCUACUUCAUUGAUGAAUCAUCACCGGCCUGCAGUGCACAUUGCUACUGCUCUUUUAAGAUCAAAAACUGUUCCUUCGUGGAUGAAUUCUGUGUUCGAUGAAGCCUGUGUAUCUAGCUUAAUCGAAAACCUCUCUCCUAAUAACAUUAGUGUUGAGGUGGUUCUCUUAUUUCAACAGUUGCUGCUGUCAGCUUAUCUGAAGCCUGAUCAAAUUGAUAAACUGAAUCAUCUGCUUCAGGCUUGUAAGAGGUGCACACACAUGGGAAGUAAAGACAACAGUGAUUGCACGGGAGAGCAAGGAAGGAAGGUCGUGACAAUGUCAAGCGACUUGGGAGAAAUUUGUGAGGUUCUACUCCAAUUAAUGUCGUUGGAAACACAACUGGAUGUUAAUUUUGGCGGAUAUCAUGCCAGGGCUAAUAGAUUAAUGGAAGAAAUGGAAUUGUUUUCCAGGCUCGCGGAAGAUAUGAGGUUUGAGAACGCAUGCUGAGCUUAGGCCUGUUCAAGUUUAAGAUUUGUUAAUACUGUUUGAGCACUGUAAAUAGUUCGAUCUGUUGUUUUUGCAUAUGUAUAUUCACAGAACUAAAUUAACGCAUGAAUGUUAGA